This is a messenger RNA of Vanderwaltozyma polyspora DSM 70294, 954 nucleotides long. It is a transcript of the gene MRM2, whose product is annotated as 21S rRNA (uridine2791-2'-O) methyltransferase. The transcript has a single exon. NCBI's taxonomy places the organism in Eukaryota, Fungi, Ascomycota, Saccharomycetes, Saccharomycetales, Saccharomycetaceae. The coding region runs from base 1 to 954 and encodes 317 amino acids. The record is from RefSeq and is a predicted model, not a curated record. Gene Ontology annotation, cellular component: mitochondrion. Gene Ontology annotation, biological process: RNA methylation. Gene Ontology annotation, molecular function: rRNA (uridine-2'-O-ribose)-methyltransferase activity.
AUGCAGGCAUGGUUGUAUAAAAGUCUUAAUUCAAAGUUUUGUAGAAUCCCUGUGAAUAAAAAUUGGUUCCGUUUAAUUCAAUUAAGGUAUAAUUCUAAUUCAAAAAGUAGAUGGUUACAGAGACAAUGGUCUGAUCCAUAUACCCAAGAGGCAAAAGAUCAGAAUCUAAGGUCUCGUGCAGCCUUCAAAUUAAUUGAAAUUAAUAACAGAUUUAAAUUAUUUGAUAAACAUAAAAAAUUGAAUGUUUUAGAUCUUGGUUUUGCACCAGGUGCUUGGUCCCAAGUAAUUAGAAAAUCUACUUCUGAUGAUUCAUUGAUAUUGGGUGUAGAUAUCUUGCCUUGUGAUCCUCCAACUGGUGUAAGUUCAAUUCAAGCCAAUAUCCUUUCUAAAAGAACUCAUGAUUUAAUUAGACUAUUCUUCAAUGAAUCCUUCCAAUUAAAUAGGGAAGAUAAUUUGCAUAAGGAUUAUGGUUAUUUCCAAGAUUAUUUGGAAAAUGAAUUGGAUUCAAAUUUCAAAGAGGAUUCACAAACUUUGAUGACAGACAAUGAUAAGCCUGUAAAUUUUUCAAUUUCAAAAUACCCUAUAGAUAUUGUGGUUAGCGAUAUGUAUGUACCUUGGCAAGUUUUUAAUACACAUCAGAAUAACAUUACUAAUAUUCCUAAUUACAGGAUGGCUAAUACUUCAGGUUUGGCGGUGAAAGAUCAUGCUCAGUCUAUCGAUCUGUGCGACGCUGCAUUAGUGACAGCAAUUGAUUUAGUUAAGCCAAAAGGUUCCUUUGUAUGUAAACUGUACUCCGGUAAAGAAGAAAACCUAUUCGAAAAAAGGUUGAAAAAAGUAUUUCAUAAAGCAUAUAGGUUCAAACCGAAAUCAUCAAGAUCUGAGUCAAAAGAAUUCUAUUUUAUUGGCUUAAAUAAACGUGAAACUGUUGACAAAUUAGAUGUCUUCACCACCUGA